This is a messenger RNA of Eruca vesicaria subsp. sativa (arugula), 795 nucleotides long. NCBI's taxonomy places the organism in Eukaryota, Viridiplantae, Streptophyta, Magnoliopsida, Brassicales, Brassicaceae. The record is from the annotation of a GenBank genome assembly.
AUGGUGCAGUGUAGCAACAACCUUCUCGGAAUCCUAAACCUCUUCACCUUCCUCCUCUCAAUCCCAAUCCUCUCCGCCGGGAUCUGGCUCGGCAAAAAUGCAGCCACCGAGUGCGAGCGUUUCCUCGACAAACCAAUCGUCGUUAUCGGAAUCUUCCUCAUGUUCGUCUCCAUAGCCGGUCUCGUCGGCGCUUGCUGCCGCGUCUCUUGCCUCCUCUGGCUCUACCUUUGCGCCAUGUUCCUCCUCAUACUCCUCGGAUUCUGCUUCACCAUCUUCGCCUUCGCCGUCACCAACCGCGGCGCCGGCGAGGUUUUAUCCGAUAGAGGUUAUAAAGAGUACCGCGUAGGAGAUUACUCAAACUGGUUGCAGAAACGAGUUAGUAAUGCUAAGAAUUGGGAUCGGAUCAAGAGUUGCUUGAUCUACUCCAACGUGUGCUCCAGUUACAGUAGUCGCUAUGCUACCGUUAAUGUUGAAGAAUUCUACAAGACUAAUCUCAAUGCCCUUCAGUCUGGUUGCUGUAAGCCGUCCAAUGAUUGUAACUUCACCUACGUGGGCCCUACUAAUUGGACGAAGACCACUGGUCCUUACACAAACGAGGACUGUAACGUUUGGGACAACAAGCCGGGAACUUUAUGCUACAACUGCGAAGCGUGCAAGGCUGGUCUGCUCGACAACCUCAAGAACUCGUGGAAAAAAGUGGCUAAGGUGAACAUUGUCUUCCUCAUAUUCCUCAUUAUCGUCUACUCCGUUGGUUGUUGCGCCUUCAGGAACAACAGGAAACGCAGCUAUUAUUAG